UAUCUGCAAUCAUCCAAACUCCAAUUCUUCCCUCCCACCUCACCCCAAAAGGUACGUUCUUUAUCCCAUUUUCUCUUCUUCCAUUGCAUUGCCAUAGGAUAACUCACUCAAGUUUACCAUUCCUUCGAUCACAAUCUCGGCCUGAUUUUGCUCUGCAUUUUUCAUAUGAUUCAAUGAGUUAAGCAGGGCAUUUCUUGAGAGGCCACUGAACUGAACUUCAUGGCCUCUUUCAAGCUCACAAUAUCACUGGAAAAUCCUUCAUAUGAAAAACACAAGUUGACAGUGUAUUCUGUCCGAAUUGUUGAUCCCUUUUCGAUUUCCUUGUUUCCUGGAUGCUUGCAUAUAUCUGGAUCAUGUGUAAGCAAGCCCUUUUGCAAGGUGCAGCCCAUUAAGGUUUCUCAGAUGGAUACUGAGGUUUUGGAUACUUGUGAUUCAAAUUUGGUUGAUGAUUUGGUUUUCGAGUCAAAUGAUGAUGUGGAUUCCGAGAGUGUAGAUUCUAGCAGAGGGAAUUUUGAUGGGAAUUUUAGGAAGGGUGGGUUUAAUGUUUGGAAAAGAUUUAGGGGUGUAAAGAGAGUGAAGAAAGAUUCAAACUUGAGGUCAAAUUUGUGGAAGGGGGUUAAUAAGGCGAAAGGUGGAGAGAAGGCUAUGAAAACUGACAGGAAAGAUAUUAUGGAUCGCAGUUUAUCGGAUAAUAAACUGGCAUUGGAUUUUGAUAUUGGUAAUUUGGAGUGUGAUUUGAGCUUGAAGCGUUGUAAUGGAAUCUUGAAGCAGCUGGAAAAUAGUAGUAGUGACAGUAAAGCUUUGAGUUUUUUUGAGUGGAUGAGAGAAAAUGGGAAGUUGAAGAAGAAUUUGACAGCGUAUAAUUUAAUUUUUAGAGUGCUAGGGAGGAGAGAGGACUGGGAUGUGGCAGAGGACAUGAUUAGAGAGAUUGCUGAUUCAGGGUGUGAGAUCGAAUAUCAAAUUUUUAACACUCUGAUUUAUGCUUGUUACAAGCGGGGGCUUGUGGAUUUGGGAGCAAAGUGGUUUAACAGGAUGUUGGAACAUGCGGUCAGGCCUAAUAUUGCUACUUUUGGAAUGCUUAUGAGUCUUUAUCAGAAGGGUUGGAGAGUUGAGGAGGCAGAGUUUGCGUUUUCUAAGAUGAGGGAGCUUAAUAUUGUAUGUCACUCAGCAUACUCAGCUAUGAUCACUAUAUACACACGCAUGGGCUUGUAUGAUAAGGCAGAAGAUGUUAUUUCACUCUUGAGAGCAGAUAAAGUAACCUUAAAUCUGGAGAAUUGGUUGGUUAUGCUUAAUGCUUACAGCCAACAAGGCAAGCUAGAUGAGGCUGAGAGGGUCUUGCUUUCUAUGCAGAAUGCUGGUUUUACUCCAAACAUCAUUGCUUACAACACACUAAUUACUGGUUACGGGAAAGUUUCAAACAUGAAUGCUGCAGAGCGUUUGUUUCAUGACCUUGAAAAUGUCGGGUUGAAGCCCGAUGAAACGACUUACAGGUCCAUGAUUGAAGGAUGGGGGAGGACAAAUAAUUACAAGGAAGCCAAGCGGUUCUAUAUGGAACUUAAAAGGUUGGAACUUAUGCCGAACUCAUCAAAUUUGUUCACAAUGAUAAACUUGCAGGCUAAACAUCAAGAUGAAGAGGGCAUCCUGAGAACUAUCGAUGACAUGAUGAUGAUUGGUUGCCAGAAGUCCUCUGUCCUUGGUAUAGUUUUGCAAGCUUAUGAGAAGGCUGAAAGAAUCGCAAAAGUGCCUCAUAUUCUAAAAGGUUCUCUCUAUGACCACAUUCUGCAAAAUCAGACAUGUUGCUCAAUUCUGGUCAUGGCUUAUGUAAAAAACUGCUUGAUAAGUGAAGCUUUGAAAGUGCUAAAGGAGAAGCAGUGGCAGGAUUCUCUAUCUGAGGACAACCUGUACCAUUUGCUUAUCUGUUCUUGCAAAGAAUUGGGUCAUCUAGAGAAUGCCAAAAAGAUCUUUGCUUUCAUGCCCAAAUCUGAUGACAAGCCUAACUUGCACAUAAUCUGUACAAUGAUAGACAUUUUCAGCACAAUGAGUCAAUUCAGUGAAGCUGAAAGCCUUUAUAUCAAGAUAAAAAAAUCAGGCAUUUCCUUGGACAUGAUAACUUUCAGUGUUGUAGUCAGAAUGUAUGUGAAAUCUGGCUGUUUAGAGAAGGCAUGCAUAGUUCUCGAUGCAAUGGACAAACAGACGAACAUUGUUCCAGAUGUUUAUCUGCUUAGAGAUAUGUUCCGAAUUUAUCAACAGUGUGGUAUGCUCGAUAAAUUGCAAGGUCUUUACUACAAAACCUUGAAAAGUGGAAUCAUAUGGGAUCAGGAAUUGUACAACUGUGUGUUAAACUGCUGUGCUCGUGCUUUGCCAGUUGAUGAACUCUCAAAAGUUCUUGAUGAGAUGCUUCGACAUGGGUUUGCUCCUAAUACUGUCACUUUUAAUGUGAUGCUUGAUGUUUAUGGAAAAUCUGGGCUUUUCAAGAGGGCAAGGAAAGUAUUUUGGCUGGCUAAAAAGCGAGGUCUAAUUGAUGCUAUCUCUUACAAUACAAUGAUAGCUGCAUAUGGGCAGCAUAAGGACUUGAAGAAUAUGUCAUCUACUGUGAAAAAAAUGCAAUUUAAUGGCUUUUCAGUUUCCCUUGAAGCCUAUAACUGUAUGUUGGAUGCCUAUGGGAAAGAAGGUGAAAUGGAGAAAUUCAGAAAUGUCUUGCAGAGAAUGAAGGAAUCUAGCUGUGUUUCAGAUUCCUACACAUACAAUAUAAUGAUUAAUAUAUAUGGAGAGCAAGGAUGGAUUGAAGAAGUGUCUGGCAUUCUGAUGGAACUGAAACAAUUUGCACUUGGGCUUGAUUUAUGCGGUUAUAACACAUUAAUAAAAGCAUAUGGAAUUGCAGGAAUGGUUGAAGAGGCUGUUGCUUUGGUUAAAGAGAUGAGAGAAAAUGGUAUAAAACCUGACCUAAUAACCUAUUAUAAUCUGAUCAAUGCACUGCAAAAGAACGAUAUGUUUCUAGAAGCUGUCAAGUGGUCCUUGUGGAUGAAGCAGACAGGACUAUCUAAUUAAGGAGGCAAAUGGACACUACUCACUGUGGUUGCUCUAUCUCUUCUCUUAUUCUCUUCUGCUAAGAAAACCUAAGCUGUGAUAUAACACUGAAAUUUGUUGUAAGUAGGCAUGCCAUAUACACAUUUUCUUCGUACCAUAUGUAGUUUUUUUUUUA
Messenger RNA from Coffea eugenioides, 3202 nucleotides. Its product is annotated as pentatricopeptide repeat-containing protein At4g30825, chloroplastic. Bases 220 to 3048 code for a protein of 942 amino acids. NCBI's taxonomy places the organism in Eukaryota, Viridiplantae, Streptophyta, Magnoliopsida, Gentianales, Rubiaceae. Gene Ontology annotation, molecular function: protein binding. The transcript has a single exon. The record is from RefSeq and is a predicted model, not a curated record.